AUGAACGUCAAGCCGCACAAGCAGUCCAUGUCCGAGCUCAAGCUUCGUAGACUCACAGAGCACAACCAGCGAUUGAAAGAGGAUCUGGAGCGACCUCGUGUUCGUGUCUCGGAGGCGAGUCAAAGCCUGAUCAACUACUGCAAGAGUACACGUGACUACCUUGUCCCGUCCGUCUGGGGUCCCGUCAGCAAGGGCGAGGACCCUUACGCUCCCGCUGGUGGAGGAUGCAACUGUGUUGCCAUGUAA
Ustilago hordei is the source of this 246-nucleotide messenger RNA. Its product is annotated as putative Guanine nucleotide-binding protein gamma subunit. Gene Ontology annotation, molecular function: G-protein beta-subunit binding. Gene Ontology annotation, cellular component: heterotrimeric G-protein complex. The coding region runs from base 1 to 246 and encodes 81 amino acids. The transcript has 2 exons. Lineage: Eukaryota; Fungi; Basidiomycota; Ustilaginomycetes; Ustilaginales; Ustilaginaceae. Gene Ontology annotation, biological process: G protein-coupled receptor signaling pathway. The record is from RefSeq and is a predicted model, not a curated record.